Molecule: messenger RNA, 432 nt
Organism: Orbilia oligospora ATCC 24927
Lineage: Eukaryota; Fungi; Ascomycota; Orbiliomycetes; Orbiliales; Orbiliaceae
Exons: 2
Coding region: 1-432 (143 amino acids)
Source: RefSeq, a predicted model, not a curated record
AUGCAUUUCUCAAGCCUUCUCGUCUCUGCUGCCGCCACUUUUGGCCUCUCUUCAGCCAUUAUCACUGGUAUCUCGGCUCCAGCCACUAUCAAACCUGGUGAUGGUUUCAACUUCUAUAUCAACACGGCAAACUAUAUCCAAUCAGUUGAUGAUAUCGCUAUUGCAGUUGGUAUCGCUGGUGGAAAGGGUUUCCCAGGAGCCCUAGGACAAGUCACAGACUCGUGGUACCUCGGACCCGAAAAAUCCAAUAUCGUCACCCGAAUCCCCCACUGGACUUCCAUCCCAAGCACUACUCCAAAAGGAAAGGCCACUUACACCGCUGCCAUUUUCUCCCUCUUUGGUGCUGCGGAUGCACAGACUUUGGUGACUUAUAAUGUCACAGUCACCAUUGGCGAUUCGACCUCGACUAGCUACGUUACCAGCAAGCCAUAA